AUGGCAACCAAACGGUUUACCAAAAGUGCUGUCAAUUUCAAAAGAGUUAGUGAUUUGGUCGGCGAAAAGCACACCAAAGAAGUUACCGCUUUAGCUCAACAUCAUCAGCAAUAUCUGAAUACUGUGAUAUCUAAACCUGCGGAACUGCCAAAAUAUGAUUUUGAUAAGUUGAAGAAGCAAAUGCCUGAGCAUGCAGCUACUUUGGAUAAGCUGCAAAAACAAUAUGAAGCAAUUAAAAUACCAUUUCAUACUGUACCAGAGCAAUUUAUGAAAGAGAUUGAUGACUAUUUGAAAUACGUCGACACCAAAGUGGAUUUUCUAAAUCGUAAACUGGCAGAUGCUACAGUGGAUGAGAAAAAAAUAAAAGCAAAGUAUGAAAACAUGCCACCGAUUGAACAUUUCCGACGAGAACAUUUUGCGAAAUUCUUCCCCGAGAUACAUCGCGAUGUUCGCUUACCAAUUGAACGCUUUACGAUGGGUUGGGGUAGUACAAAUACUCCGGAGCACUUCCAAGAGUUGAAAGAACUCUUUAAAGAUUAUCGUUCACGUCCAGUCCCCGAGCAUUUGCGGAAAUGA
This is a messenger RNA of Acanthocheilonema viteae, 576 nucleotides long. The record is from the annotation of a GenBank genome assembly. Lineage: Eukaryota; Metazoa; Nematoda; Chromadorea; Rhabditida; Onchocercidae.